This is a messenger RNA of Penicillium cataractarum, 1053 nucleotides long. RefSeq names its product GTPase GPN2. The record is from RefSeq and is a predicted model, not a curated record. Gene Ontology annotation, molecular function: GTPase activity. The transcript is spliced from 3 exons. Bases 1 to 1053 code for a protein of 350 amino acids. Gene Ontology annotation, cellular component: cytoplasm. Lineage: Eukaryota; Fungi; Ascomycota; Eurotiomycetes; Eurotiales; Aspergillaceae.
AUGCCCUUUGCACAGCUUGUCAUUGGUCCCCCCGGUGCGGGCAAGUCCACCUAUUGCAAUGGAAUGCACCAGUUCCUCGGCGCUAUCGGCCGGAAGUGCUCGGUGGUGAAUCUGGACCCCGCCAAUGAUAAAACCUCAUACCCGUGCGCGCUGGACGUGCGCGAUCUGGUUACGCUGGAGGAGAUUAUGGAGGAACAUAAGUUGGGACCGAAUGGUGCGACGCUUUAUGCUUUGGAGGACCUGGAGGAGAACUAUGACUGGUUGGAGGAGGGUCUGAAGCAGCUUGGAGAGGACUAUGUUAUAUUCGACUGCCCCGGUCAAGUCGAGCUGUUCACGCAUCACUCCUCAUUACGCAAUAUCUUCUUUCGGAUUCAGAAAAUGGGCUAUCGAUUAAUAGUCAUUCACCUCAUUGAUUCCUACGCCCUCACUCUCCCCUCAAUGUACAUCUCCGCCCUCCUCCUCUCCCUCCGCGCCAUGCUACAACUCGACCUCCCACACCUAAACGUCCUCACAAAGAUCGACAAUCUAUCAAAUUACACAAACCUCCCCUUCAACCUCGACUUUUACACCGAAGUCCAAGACUUGAAUUACCUCCUCCCACACCUCGAAGCCGAGUCCUCGCGUCUGACAAAUUCAAAGUUUGGCGCCUUGAAUACCGCGAUUAUCGAUCUGGUCGAGGAAUUCGGACUCGUCGCGUUUGAAACGUUAGCCGUGGAAGAUAAGAAGAGUAUGAUGAAUUUGCUUAAAGCGAUUGAUCGUGCGAGUGGGUAUGCGUUUGGGCCUGCAGAGGGCGCUAAUGAUACUGUUUGGUCGGUUGCUGUGCGGGAGGGAAUGGGUGGGAUGGAUGUUCGGGAUGUACAGGAGCGGUGGUUGGAUGCUAAGGAUGAAUAUGAUGCUUUGGAGCGGGAGGAAUUGGAAGAAGUUGCGAGGAUGGAGGAGGAGGCUAGGCAAUCUGCAAUGGGCGGAAUAGAAGGUCUCGAGGAUGAUGAUCUAGCGGACUGGAGUGGACCAGUGCCGGAUAGCGGGAUCACAGUACGGCGCAAGCAGACAUGA